AUGCAGCGCCGGGGCGCCCUGUUCGGCAUGCCGGGCGGCAGCGGAGGCCGGAAGAUGGCUGCAGGAGACAUCGGCGAGCUGCUGGUGCCCCACAUGCCCACGAUCCGCGUGCCCAGGUCCGGCGACAGGGUCUACAAGAACGAGUGCGCCUUCUCCUACGACUCCCCCAAUUCUGAAGGUGGACUCUAUGUAUGCAUGAAUACAUUUUUGGCGUUUGGAAGGGAACAUGUUGAAAGACAUUUUCGAAAAACUGGACAGAGUGUAUACAUGCACCUGAAAAGACAUGUCCGAGAGAAGGUAAGAGGGGCGUCUGGUGGAGCGUUACCGAAAAGGAGGAAUUCCAAGAUUUUUUUAGAUCUAGAUACUGAUGACGAUUUAAAUAGCGACGAUUAUGAAUAUGAAGAUGAAGCCAAACUUGUUAUAUUCCCAGAUCACUAUGAAAUAGCACUACCAAAUAUUGAGGAGUUACCAGCCCUGGUAACAAUUGCUUGUGAUGCAGUUCUCAGCUCAAAAUCUCCAUACAGAAAGCAGGACCCAGACACGUGGGAAAAUGAAUUGCCAGUAUCUAAAUAUGCCAACAACCUCACCCAACUGGACAAUGGCGUCAGGAUUCCUCCAAGUGGUUGGAAGUGUGCCAGAUGCGACCUGCGAGAAAACCUCUGGUUGAAUCUGACUGACGGCUCUGUCCUAUGUGGAAAGUGGUUCUUUGACAGCUCUGGGGGCAAUGGGCAUGCGCUGGAGCAUUACAGAGACAUGGGCUACCCACUAGCCGUGAAACUGGGAACCAUCACUCCUGACGGGGCAGAUGUUUAUUCUUUUCAAGAAGAAGAACCUGUUUUGGAUCCUCAUUUGGCCAAGCACUUAGCGCAUUUUGGAAUUGAUAUGCUUCAUAUGCAUGGGACAGAGAAUGGGCUCCAGGACAAUGAUAUCAAGCCAAGGGUCAGUGAAUGGGAAGUGAUCCAGGAGUCGGGCACGAAGCUGAAGCCAAUGUAUGGUCCUGGCUACACGGGUCUGAAGAACUUGGGCAACAGCUGCUAUCUCAGCUCUGUCAUGCAGGCCAUCUUCAGCAUCCCAGAAUUCCAGAGAGCGUAUGUAGGGAACCUUCCCAGAAUAUUUGACUACUCGCCUUUAGAUCCAACACAAGAUUUCAACACACAGAUGACUAAGUUAGGACAUGGCCUUCUCUCAGGCCAGUAUUCAAAGCCUCCGGUGAAAUCUGAACUCAUUGAACAGGUGAUGAAGGAGGAGCACAAGCCACAGCAGAACGGGAUCUCUCCGCGCAUGUUUAAGGCCUUUGUAAGCAAGAGCCACCCAGAAUUCUCCUCUAACAGACAGCAAGAUGCCCAGGAAUUCUUCUUGCACCUGGUGAAUCUAGUAGAGAGGAACCGCAUCGGCUCAGAAAACCCAAGCGAUGUUUUUCGUUUUUUGGUGGAAGAACGCAUUCAGUGCUGUCAGACCCGGAAAGUCCGCUACACGGAGAGGGUGGAUUACCUGAUGCAGUUACCUGUGGCCAUGGAGGCGGCAACCAACAAGGAUGAACUGAUCGCUUAUGAACUAACGAGAAGGGAAGCAGAAGCAAACAGAAGACCCCUUCCUGAGUUGGUGCGUGCCAAGAUACCAUUUAGUGCCUGCCUUCAGGCCUUCUCUGAACCAGAAAACGUUGACGAUUUCUGGAGCAGUGCCCUACAAGCAAAGUCUGCGGGUGUGAAAACAUCUCGCUUUGCUUCAUUCCCUGAAUACUUGGUAGUGCAGAUAAAGAAGUUCACUUUUGGUCUUGACUGGGUUCCCAAAAAAUUUGAUGUUUCUAUUGAUAUGCCAGACCUACUUGAUAUCAACCAUCUCCGAGCCAGGGGGUUACAGCCAGGAGAGGAGGAACUUCCAGACAUCAGCCCCCCCAUAGUCAUUCCUGAUGACUCAAAAGAUCGUCUGAUGAACCAACUGAUAGACCCAUCAGACAUCGAUGAGUCAUCAGUGAUGCAGCUGGCCGAGAUGGGUUUCCCGCUGGAAGCAUGUCGCAAGGCUGUGUACUUCACUGGAAAUAUGGGUGCCGAGGUGGCCUUCAACUGGAUCAUUGUUCACAUGGAAGAGCCAGAUUUUGCUGAGCCACUGACCAUGCCUGGUUAUGGAGGGGCAGCUUCUGCUGGAGCCUCUGUUUUUGGUGCUACUGGAUUGGAUAACCAACCUUCAGAGGAAAUCGUUGCUAUCAUCACCUCCAUGGGAUUUCAGAGAAAUCAGGCUAUUCAGGCACUACGAGCAACGAAUAAUAACCUGGAAAGAGCACUGGAUUGGAUCUUUAGCCACCCUGAGUUUGAAGAAGACAGUGAUUUUGUGAUUGAAAUGGAGAAUAACGCCAAUGCAAACAUUAUUUCUGAGGCCAAGCCUGAAGGACCUAGAGUCAAGGAUGGAUCUGGAACAUAUGAGCUAUUUGCAUUCAUCAGUCACAUGGGAACAUCCACAAUGAGUGGUCAUUACAUUUGCCAUAUCAAAAAGGAAGGAAGAUGGGUGAUUUACAAUGACCACAAAGUUUGUGCCUCAGAAAGGCCCCCUAAAGACCUGGGCUACAUGUACUUUUACCACAGGAUACCAAGCUAAACCUCAAAUAUAAAAGUUGGCAAGAAGAAGCCAUAUGCCUUUUUAAUUUGCCAAAAAAAAAAAAAAAAAAGAAGAAGAAGAAGAAGAAGUUGAAACAACCAGACAUGAAGGAAUACAUGUGGUAUUUAUAGUUUAUUUAAAGAGCACGAUCAGUUGACACCUUCUGAAAUAGAACUGGGAAGAAAUUUCUAUUAGUGAUGAUACACUAUUAUAUUAUAGAUAGUUUUUAUAAAUGUUCAAAAAGAGGAUGAUAUUUAAAAACAAAAAAGUAUUCAUAUUGCUGGUGGAGGAUCUGCCAUCAGCACAUCAGAAAUGGAGAUGUGCCCCCAGCCCUCUAUUUUGCUUUGGGGGUCAGUGGUAGUGGCCUCCGGAGAAACCAAAUAAUGUGGCCAGUGGUGUGGCCUUACCCACAGCAAAUGAAAAGCCCACUUGUGUUUCAUAUAGAAAAUCAGCAAUUGGGUGGGGCUUUAUUUGUGACAUAUUUUUUUCAUGACAUACAAUAGUUUCUGAUGUAUCCAUGUAGAUAUUAUGCUCUGUCCGUAAUAGAGCCUCUGCAAUGAAAGAUAUUUUUAAUUUAAGUCAUAUCAAAAUUCUUAAUAUGAUUGUGUGAAUGUGUGUGAGAGUGACUGAGAGUGUGAGAUUUACUAGAAAAGGGAGUCCACUAGAAAAUCUGUGACAAGUUUGUUUUUAAAGGCUGAACAGUUGGUAUUAAGCAUAUCUGAAAAAAGCAAGUAAAUAUUUUCACAAAACUAUGACUCAGGAACCUUCGAGAAGAUUAGUUCCCCACUUAGAUUUUAAGGAGUAAAAAAGAGGGCUGAGUUUUGCCUUUAAGUGCUGUCAAGAAUUCACUUGGGUUUGGGACAUUUGCUGAUGUAAUGCUAGAUGCCCACAGCAGCAUAAUAUUGUACUUUGUCAAAGGUAGGUAAAUUCUCUGUUUCUCAGCAGCCCUUUCCCCAAAAGAUAUGGUGUUUAUUUUUAGUUAAAAUAGCUAAUCUCUUUUAACCAUCUCACAUGAUAACUCUUUGGAAUCAUCUCACGUGCCCCAAAUUGUCUGUAAUUUUCCCGUCUCUGAGCUGUUUAUCUGCCUCCAUUUCCUUGUUUUUCUGGGGCCAUAGUCUCAUCUCUGCCCUUUUUUGGUUUAUCACCUUCUGACUUGUCUUUACUGCUUAUCUGAUGUGACCGACAGUGUGAUCUUGGACACUCUAAGGAUUUUAGAUGCAAAGAAAUUUUAUAUAGACUAUCCUUUUCAUUUUGGUUAUUUCGGCAUUUUAGUUGCAACCUGGGAUUAGAUUAGAGUUUCCAAUGUGAUGAAAAGUGGAAUGAUAGCAUUCUGUAAUUUCUAUAAUUUUCCUACUGGUCUGUAUCAAAUUCUACAGUCUCUGGAGUUGCUAUUUCAGAUUAUUCGGUCAAAUGAAAAAGGAUUUAUUGCUGCCUGUUUAACAUGUAUUUGUUUGGUUGAAAGGGUCUUUUUAGAAACUGUAGGAAAAUAAACAGAGCAACCAGGUGAAAUAAAGCACAGACAUUGGAUUAGGAUGUAGUGAGUUGUGAGCAGUCAGGAUUCUGGGUAUGUUGGGGGGCCCUGUCUCAUAGGUGAUCCUUUGGUGCCAUGUGAGCGAGGGACAUGGUGUCUGAGGCCCAUGGCCUGGAGACCUGAGUGCUGCUCCUAGUUGGCUGUGGACCUUGGGCAAGUCCUUCAUCCUUCUUGUGCCUCACUGUCCUCAUCUGAACAAUGGUAUGAUGACACCUGCCCUUCUUUCCAAUCAUGCUUUGAGGAUACAGUGAGAUUGGUUACAGUGAACCUUCAAUGAGUAGAAUGUGGUGUGCCGUGGUGGGUCAUAGUAGACUGCCUUUUCUCCUCUGAUGUUUUCCUCAAUUUGGGAACAAAUGAGAUUGGCAGAAGGAGGGAGCUCAUGGUGCAGUACUUUUCUACUAAAGUGUGCCCACUGGUGUCACCUCCUAAUGUUGACUUGGAUUUCCUAAAGCAGUCCUACUCUGUUAUGAGAGUCACUGACUCCCGUGGACAUCCCCACACUAAGCAGCCUUACAAAAUCCAGUCCCCUUAGGGCAGAGUGAGUGUCAUAGAAUAAUAACUCCAAACCUGCAUCAAAAAUGGCUUGUUUUCAGCGAUGUUAUAAAGCAAAGACCUGUUUUUUGGAAUUGGGGGUGACUGAGGGGUUUGGAUUGAAAUGUGGAUAAAGACAGCGUGUGUAUUUUGAAUAAAAUAAAAAUUUUGUAAUAAAACUUUGAAAAAUCAGUGGUGUAAAAUCAAUAUUUAAGACUAUAGGCUAUAAAUUGUUUGAUUUCAUUAACUAGCCCUUUUGAUGCCUAGACAUAUUGUAAGAAAUUCUGCUAUGGCUGCCUUUUCUUCUGCCUCACAACACAAAGGGCUAUUUCUACAAGGCAAAGUUUUGUAUAUGUGCUAUUCUUUACUUCAGAUUGAGAGCUGGGAAAAACUGGAGUAAAUAAUGGGUUUCUUACUUGCUUAAAAGCGUAUUUAUAUGUGUAUCUCAAUAUUUACAAGGCAGGUUCCCCUAUAAAAGUCUGGAAUGUACUGCUUAAUUUUACACUUGUGUAGACACAAUUAUUUGUGACUGAAAAGUGGAAUAACAUUUGGAUUGUGUCAACUCAUUAUCAGUCUGUUAGGAGUCCUCUAUGUGAGGCAUGGUGGUCUAAUUGUGAAAUUCUCACUGUAUAUGGGUGUUUGUGUGAAAGACAGCACUUUCUUCCUGUAAAUAUCUUUUGAUGUCCAUUUGUGUAGAAUUCCAAUGAAUGUGUCUUUGGAAAAGGUAAUGUAUCAAAGUUUUUAUUUUGCCAGUUGAUCUAAAUUCCCAUAUAACCAAUCAGAAAUCCAGUUUGGUUCAGAUUGGGAUUUUCUUGUAAAGAAAAAAAAAGGUAUGCAGAAAAGACUUUGGAAGAGUCAUGUGUUAGUGACCCUUUACAUCAACGUUGCUUCAGUAUUUUGGAAUUGACUAGGCUGCUUUCUCCUGCCUACAAGAGAAUGUGCCUAACAUUUCCCAGUGGUUACUUUGGGCCAUAGGAAGUCCAAUGGGGAUAGCUCGAGCCUCUUGCUCCCUGAGUCAUUUAUUCCCUUUACCUGAACCAGAGCCUUACCUGCAAUUCAUAGUGAGAGCACCUGGGUCUGUAUCCUGACUCCACUCGAAGUGAGGUGGGACUGAAUCACUGUACCUCUCUGGGCCUUUUCAUUUGAAACAAGUGGGUUCGGCUAGAUUAGCUCAGAAGUCCUCUCUUGCCCUAACAUUUUAUUUUUAUUUUCCUGUGGUUACCACUAGAGUCUGACAUGUGAAAUAUGAGGGAUCACUUAGAGGUUUGGAUGUUGUAUUUUUGCAUUGUUACAGCUUAUACUCCCCAGUUGAGGACCUGUGUUAUUCUUAGUGCCCCUGACACGCCUCUGUAUUCCUACUACAGUUAUCUAUACUUUUUGGGUAGUCAUCCCACCUUUUUUUUUUUGAGACAGAGUCUCGCUCUGUUGCCCAGGCUGGAAUGCAGUGGUGCAAUCUCAGCUCACUGCAACCUCCGCCUCCCAGGUUCAAGUGAUUCUCCUGCCUCAGCUUCCCAAGUAGCUGGGAUUACUGGUGCACGCCACUAAGCCUGGCUAAUUUUUCUCCUUUUAGUAGAGACAGGGUUUUGCCAUGUUGGCCAGGCUGGUCUUGAACUCUUGACCUCAACCUGCCUCAGCCUCCCAAAGUGCUGGGAUUACGCACAUGAGCUGCCGCGUCCGGCCCCACUUUUUUCUACUCUUGAAACAAACAACUUUCCAGUCCAUGAGGUACUUUGGCUCCAUCCCCCUCAAAAACAAAACAAAAAUCCAUUUAAAAUGUCCUCCUAGAAAAGCCUCAGAACUGCCUUCAACUAAAUCUGUCACUUUUAUAGAAUAUUUUAAAAUUCUAGAAGAGGAUGGGAAACAAAAUUCUAAUUCAGUUAGAGCUAUGAUCCCCAAAUAAGUGUUGACACAAUUGUCUCCCACAGAAAGGCCGUCUUUGUCAUCUUGUAGGCAUCGCUGUUGCUAAAUCACAUCAGUACAGGCAUUCUGUGGGGAGAUGGCAGGGGUCAGGGGCAGGAGCAGGGGAUGGGAUUAGAUAAAGUGUGAUAAUAUCCUUACUUCAGAUUUUAAAAAAAUCCUAGGCUAUACAACAAGGUUCUGUACUCUUGAGUUGGUGUCUGAUAUCACCAGUGCAGUGUCACAGAGAUUUUCCACUCCGUAAAUCACUCUAAAAGAGUUUGCAUAAGACUCUGUAGACCUGUGCUAUUCAAUGUGGCAGUUAACAGCCAUAUGUGACGAUGACUACUCAAAGUUUGGCUUGUUCAAAUCGAGACUGUGCUGUAUACAUAAAAUACACAUCAGAUUUUGAAAGCUUGGUACCAAAAAGGAAUUUAAAGUAUUUCAUAUUGAUAAUAUGCUGAAAUGACACUAUUUUUGAUGUAUUAGAUAAAAUAUUAAGAAUGUAAUAUAUAUUAUUAAAAUUCUUUUCACCCAUUUUUAUCUUUAAAAAAAAUGUAUCCCCUGAAGAAUUUAAAAUUAGAUAUCUGGAUAACGUUAUACUUCUAUUGGACAGCCCCACUCUAGACUUACGUGGUGUGAGGUAGGCAGUGAAAUCCGUAAAUAAGAAAGGCAAUUCUGCAAAGCAUCUAAAUAAACAGAAACAACACAAAUAUUUUUACUGGAGUCAGGAGCACUAUGAGGCACAGAAUAUCUCCUAGAAAGCAGAUUUUUUUUUUUUUUUCCUGCCGAAAAACCAGUAUAUAUGUAUGAUCCCAGUUAAAAGACAAAAGCAAAUGAGCCCAAAUUGCCUGUCUUCAGCUUUGCCUGGGAGCUGCUACCUUUGCACCUUUGCUAGCAUCUUCUAGAUGCCAAAGAUAUUAGCCACAUGAGGGUGUUGGACAUAUUCGUUUCAUUGUAGGCAAAAUUCUCUUGUGGUUUCCCCUCCCCAGGUAUUGUUGAGUCUGUUCAAAGCUGAGUGUGUUGAAACACUGCACAAAUCCUGCCACUCUCAAUGUGCCGCUUGUCUCAGCCUUAGCAGAGGCUGAGUCUGUUCCUGUGCCUACCUGUCCAGCAGGUUUUGAUGUUGGCUCCUGAAAGAGUUUGUAUUUAUUUUAUUUUGCACUAGUCACAGUUGUUGUUAAACUAUAUCAAAUGUUUUGGGAGAGUAUUUGCCUGUGAUGGAAAGAGAGAUGGAUGAUUUAUUGCUUCAAUUGUUUUAAAUUAAAAGCUAUUCUCACAA
Molecule: messenger RNA, 7832 nt
Organism: Piliocolobus tephrosceles (Ugandan red Colobus)
Lineage: Eukaryota; Metazoa; Chordata; Mammalia; Primates; Cercopithecidae
Gene: USP13
Product: ubiquitin specific peptidase 13
Biological process (GO): protein deubiquitination
Molecular function (GO): cysteine-type deubiquitinase activity; zinc ion binding; protein binding
Source: RefSeq, a predicted model, not a curated record